AUGGUGCGUACUCGAUAUACAUUGAUAGCAUGGGCUGUCUCAACUCUGCGAGUCUCGCAGUCCUUGGCUCCACCGGACCCCGGUUUUGUGGGUGGAGGUCGAAGUUGGCAAGACGUCCACGAGUUUCGAGCCAUGCACAAUAUUACGUUCAAAUACGAACCGUUACAUCUACAAAACGAACAUUGUCGCUAUUUGACUGAAGCCGAAUGCCAACACGACGAUGAAGCUUACUGGCAAUCAAAAUUCAGACCCCAAUCCUCUAAGGAACGACGACUGAACCCUUCAAUUGGUACUUUCCGCGCUUUGGUUAUUUUAGUACGAUUCACAGACCACGCCAGCCGACAACUUCCCAGCCCUGCUUAUUUCGAUGAACUCUUUAACGGAGCUAAGGGCUCGGUCAAUGAAGUGGGAUCUGUACGAGAGUACAUGCGAUUCAAUAGCAUGGGAAAGUAUAAUGUUCAGUUCGAUGUACUGGACUGGGAAAAUGCGGAGAAUACCGAAUCGUUCUAUGCCGAAGGGAAAUCAGGCCGAGUAGGAAAUGUUCGCAUUCAAGAUAUGUACGGUUCGGUGUUGGACAAGUUGGACAGGGCAGGAAAAAUCAAUUGGUUUGACUAUGAUAUUGGCGGUGACCCUGAAAAUCCUGAGUGGGGCGACGGACUGCUUGAUCAUAUAGUUGUUGUACACUCGGGUUACGGAGCAGAGCAGCUCACGCAGCCUUCUUUACUCCAUUUGUUUUGUAGCUACCUCGAUCGCAUAUGGUCACAAGGAUCGGCAAGUAGUAACGGAGGAUGGCGAUCAUUGGAUGGUAAUUUGGAAAUUGGUGGGCAUACGAUCGCGUCAGCUUUUGCGAAUCCGCGCUGCGACAGGAACAAUGACUUUCAGCUUCUUAUCGAACCGAACACAAUGGGAGUCUUCACCCAUGAAUAUAUGCACGGCUUUCGAAUGAUCGACCUAUACGACAACGACGGAGACAGCGCGCCAGUUAGGCUUGGAGGGGUGGGGCAUUUCGACAUCAUGUGCAAUGCCUAUGGAUGGUUUCGCUCUGGCACAAUACCGGGCUAUGCCAGCCCGUACAGCAAAAUGAUCGCUCAAUGGCUCUCACCUAUCGAAAUCACUAUGGAUGGAGUGUACGCUGUCCAACCAGCAGAAAUUUCCAGUCAAAUUUACAUGAUCAGUACACCAUAUCCAGCGGGCGAGUAUUUGCUAAUUGAAAACCGGCAGCCGCUGAAAUGGGAUAAAGACUGGCCUGGACGAGGCAUCGUAAUAUAUCAUAUAGACGAGUUGGCUCCGCGACAAACUGCGCGAGGAUACCCAGGAGGACCUGGAUGGCCAACCGAUCACUAUCAAGUCGCGGUUGUCCAAGCGGACGGCAACUUUGACCUCGAAAAAGGUGAAAAUGAAGGAGACGAGGGCGAUUUCUGGACGCGCGGCAUGACAUUAGGAGCCGACACGAACUCGCAGCCAAAUACGGCAGCAUACCAGAGCGGAAAUCUCCGGUCAACUGGGAUCUCUAUCACUAUCUUGUCCGAUCCUGGUUUCAUCAUGAACUUUCAAGUCGAAGGGUUGGGCGGAAUGCGAGCUCCUGGGCAAUUCUGGGACGACGAUGAGUCACCACUGGCGAACAGCGCCCCCGAUUCUAUUCUACCCGUGUCGACCGAUCCUGGCGGUGGGACGGGCAAAACGCUGGCCUGGAUUUUCUCAAUGAUUGGGGGACUAUCGCUGGUUGUCGGUCUUAUCGCAAUACUACUAUAG
Molecule: messenger RNA, 1752 nt
Organism: Phaeodactylum tricornutum CCAP 1055/1
Lineage: Eukaryota; Bacillariophyta; Bacillariophyceae; Surirellales; Neidiaceae
Exons: 3
Coding region: 1-1752 (583 amino acids)
Biological process (GO): proteolysis
Molecular function (GO): peptidase activity
Source: RefSeq, a predicted model, not a curated record